UGCCAGACCUUCAAAUGUAACUCAUGUGGUCGAUUCGAAGAGGCAGUUUUAAGAUCCUAGGAUGGCCAAGAUACUGCAGAAAUACAUAAAGUUCUCGGCCAAGGAGCUGGAGAAGUACGCCAGCACCCCGGGGUCCUGUGUGCGAUGCAUCUCCAAGGAGAUGCACCUGGCAAUGGGUCCGUACGGCAUGGCCAGCUUCAAGCACGCUCUCCACGAGCUGCUCAUCCGCACCAAGGUGGGAUUCUACGAUGCCAGUCUCGACGGGAUUGUGCUGGGCAUCAAGAACAUCAAAGUGCUGGGACAAACAGCCGGACUGCGGGCGGAUGAUCCCACCAUGCACCUGGUCAUUCACGCGGACUUCUACGUCUUCCGUCCCGAAGUGGGCGCCGUACUGAACGGCGUGGUGCAGCACAUAUCCAAGUACCACAUCAACGCCGUCAUCUACCGGGUCUUCAACACCAACAUCCGCUUCACCAACAAGGAACAGAGCCGCGAUGACUUCGCCAUGGACCAGGAGAUCAAGUUCAGCAUAAAGAGCUUCGAUAUCGGCAAUGUGGUGCCAUGCAUCGAGGGUGAACUUCUGUUUGAGAAUGGCAAGGAGCCAAAGAAUCAAUCCACAAAGUUUGCCAGUCCCGAACCGGAGGCUAUAUUGGUUAAGGAAGAGGACCCCGAUGAAAUGUUAGAUGCCCUUUUAGAAGAAAUUAAGAAAGAACCCGAUUUUACGCCAACUAAGAAAUCAAAAACAAAACGCAAGAAUGGAGAAAAUGGUGACACGGUAAAGAUGAAAAAAGUGAAAAAAGAAAUAAAAAGCGAGCCAAUAUAGAUUUAAAA
This is a messenger RNA of Drosophila takahashii, 831 nucleotides long. RefSeq names its product RNA polymerase I subunit F (gene Polr1F). Lineage: Eukaryota; Metazoa; Arthropoda; Insecta; Diptera; Drosophilidae. The record is from RefSeq and is a predicted model, not a curated record.